GCACUACUAUGCAGCGGUGAAAAAUCACACUGCGCCGGAUGUCGAUGUGGUCAGCACUGCCGUGUCCAUAAUCGUUAGCACGAUUAGCUUCCAGCAUGCCCGAGAAAUGGAACGGCAAUCUGAGCGCGGGAUGCUGCCAUCGACAGACGAUACAAUUCCCAUGGGCCUUCCAGCUAAGCGUGCAAUACGCCGGCCCGUCCGUUCUAGCUCCGAUGACGAGGAUGCCGCGCGUCCAAGCAAACCCAAAAGGCCUUCUGCAGCAACAUACGCACGUGCGCCCUCCUCUCUGUUCAGUGGCAUUAGUCCAUCACGUCCAGGGCCAUCAACAAGCAACCUAAUCGCGCCACCGGUUAUUGCUGACGUCCCACCAAGCAAUCUGGAUGUGCUGCAGGAACUGCAGGCCAUAAAAUCCUUAUUUUUAGAUGAGUUGUGUCUCAUUCGAUCAGAAUUGGUCGGCCAUCGCCGCAUGUCCGAAGCGAUGUUGCAAAUGCUACAACGACAAUCCCAAAGUGUUGCGCCGGGACUAUCUCUGCCAUUCAUCUCUCUCAGUGAGCUAAAGAGAUAUGAUGAACGGCUGAAGGACCCCGAUUUCAAAAACAGAGUCGUAA
Dicrocoelium dendriticum is the source of this 608-nucleotide messenger RNA. The record is from the annotation of a GenBank genome assembly. NCBI's taxonomy places the organism in Eukaryota, Metazoa, Platyhelminthes, Trematoda, Plagiorchiida, Dicrocoeliidae.